Molecule: messenger RNA, 2629 nt
Organism: Amaranthus tricolor (Joseph's coat)
Lineage: Eukaryota; Viridiplantae; Streptophyta; Magnoliopsida; Caryophyllales; Amaranthaceae
Product: seed biotin-containing protein SBP65
Exons: 4
Coding region: 36-2165 (709 amino acids)
Source: RefSeq, a predicted model, not a curated record
UUAAAAGUAAAACAUACGAAAAAAAGGGUUUUAGAAUGGCUUCACAACAAGAGAGGAGAAGAGAGAAUACAACCCAAGAGAGGAAUGUGAAUGUAGAGAAAGAUCUUGUGCCUAAAAGAGCUACUCAAUUUGAAGAGCUUGCUUCUAAGGUAGCUGAUUCUGCUGUUGCUGCUGCUGCUUCUGUUGAUGCUGAUAGAAAAAGUGGCGGGGCUCGAAGCGCGACGGUGGUUAUUGGUGUGGGUCAGGCUGGUGGUGGUCAUGAAGGGAGGGAUGAUGCACAUUUUGAGUCUCUUUCUGAUAAGGUCGGGGUGACGGGCCAGGGUGGAGCGAGCCGGGUGCAACAAGGUGAAAGGCAUACGAGCCAUGGAACGGGGCAGGGGCAGGCGCAGCGAGGAGGGGGGAGGGAUACGAGCCAUGGAGUGUGGAAACCUACGCUGGCGCAGGCGAAAUCACAAGCGCAAGGGCAAGGGCAAGGACAAGGAGGAAGAGGCAUGGAAAGAAGUCAUGGUGAACAAGAGAAGACAGCGAUGCCGUCGUUGGAGGAGAUGACUAAUUAUAGACAAACUGCUCAACAAAACUCCAUUGAUGCUAUUCAAUCUGCUCAACAAAGGUAUGACAAAGCUAAACAACAGGGAGCAAGUACUGGUUGGGAAACCAAAGAAAAGGUUGGAGGAAUAGGACAAAAUCAGCAAGAACAUAAAUUAGGAGGCCAAGAAAGAAGCCAUGGUGCAGGAGGACAGCAAGGACCUACUUCUGUAGGGAAAUUUGAGAUGAAAGGAGAACAUAAGGGUAUGCAGGACACUUUGGGUAAACAAGGGGGACAACAUCAUCAACAAGAUAGGCCGUUGACGGAACAAGUUUCUACUUAUAGACAAACCACUCAAAAGGACUCCCUUGAUGCCCAAGAGUCCACGGAAGCAAGGUACAACAAAGCAAAAGAAGAGGCGGCGAAUGCAGCAUGGGAAGCGAAAGAAGCAGCAAAACAUGGCUUAGGAGCAGCAGCAGCUAAGACGUAUGAACUGGGCCUUACGGCCAAGGAGAGAGCCAGUGCUGGAGUUGGGGCAACGACCCAAUACAUAUCAGAGAAGUCACGUCCGAUGGCUGAAACAGCGUCUGAGACUGCGCAACAAGCCAAAGAAGCGCUGUCAUCUGCUGGCCAAAAGUCUGUGGAAUACACAAAAGAGACAGCAAAACAGACAGCCGAGUAUGCUGGCGAAAAGGCGGUGCAAGCCAAAGACACCACUGUGAGCACCACAAAGAGUGUAGCCGGCUACGUGGGACAGAAGGCUGUUGCGGUGGGUAAAACUGCGGCCGGGUUAGCAGGGAAGGUAGCCGAAGAGGUGAAAGAUCAAGCUGUCGUCGCUGGGUGGGGGGCGGCCCAUCUCACGUCAGAGGUUGCGGUUGGCGCUACGAAGAAAGCAGGAGGAGUGUUGGGGAUGGCUAAGGAUGUGGUUGCGAGCGCUGCUCAUAAAGCGACCGAGCUGGCUGAGGUUCCGGUGGUUAUGGCACGAGACGCAGCUGUUGACACUGGAGAAAAGCUUGCGGAUUAUACGGCUAGAAAGAAAAUGGAGGCUGAAAGAUACCGAGAAGAGAAACAUGUGCAGUAUGAUACGGGCGAGUAUGGAGAGAAUCAGCCAACAGCAGGUGAAGGGGUUGUAGAGAAGUUGAAGGAGAGUUUGCCGGGCGGACGAACUACACAGACGCAAGGUAGCGAUAGAACGGGAGAGGGGACUCGAACAGGCGAGAUGAUGGAAAAAGGAGGAAGUGUGUUAGGAGCGAUAGGCGAAACGGUUGUGGAGAUAGCUCAGAGCACGGCAAAUCUGCCGUCUAAAAUCCAGGAAGGAGCCGGGAAACUUACUGACAAAGGAAGGGAAAUGAUGGGGAGUAUGCCUAGUGGGGGAGAAGUCGUGGGGAAUUUACAGAAGGGAACGGAAACGCUCAAACAGAAAACUAUGAACACGAUGGCAGAAGGGGCGGAGACGGGGGAGAUAAUGAUCGAGAAAGGAGAAGGUGUGCUCGGAGCGAUUGGCGAAACAAUAGUCGAGAUUGCGCAACACACGACUAAUCUCGUUGCCGGGCCUGGACAGGGGCAAGCGGGCCCGAGGCCGCAAGAUGAAGUAAAGGAGAAGGUAGAACUUAAAGGUAGCAGCAAUGUUUAUGGUUAAUGGUAGACUUCAUAUGUUUUACGGUGGUUUUUGGCAAGUAAAGUUUGAGGUGAAGUGUGAAGUAGUUUGCAGUUAAUAAAUGUUUAAUAUUUUGGUUGUGUAUGUGAAUGUAUUCUAGUUUUUAGCACAUGUAUUUGUAAGGUUUUGUGUACCUCAAACUCUCUCUUUGGUGUUCAUAUAAGUUGGGAAACUCUUUUUACCUUCCAACUUCUACAUAUUUGAAUUUUCGUGAUCUAUAAUUAAUUUUAGUUUCCAAAAAUGAUCUAUAGUAAUUUCAAUAUUUAUCAAAUGGCUUUUGACUGAAAUUGUUAACUUAUAUUUGUCGAUAGGAGUAUUUGGUUUGUCAACAAAAGGAGGAUGAAUAGUCAAUUCAAUCCUAGGUGUGUGUAUAUGUAUUCUAUACUCUAUCCUAUUCACGUUCAAACAAGAUCUUAUUUAAUUUAUUUUUAAUGUAAAUUGAUCUU